GCUGCUCAGAUCCCAUGAACACCGAGCACCGAGUCUCUGUGUCGCUCGCUGAUGAUGCCCCUGGAGCAAAGCUAUGCGACGUUCUCACCCCAAGUCAGCAUCGUAGUAGGAAUGCAAUGCCGAGCAUGAUCCAAAGAAGACAGUUUCAAGGAAUGGAAGGCUUAAUUUGAUGCAAGCAAUUCCUGCUGUGGAAAUGAGCGACACAUGAGGCGUCUCGGAGUCGUGUUACACGACGGCGUGACACGAAUAGGGGUGGUGGGUCCACACACUGUGAAGCACGGGGCUCUUGAUUUUCGUCUGUUGUGUGAGAUGAUAUCGUUGGUUUUUAGUCUGAUUAAUGCUGGCAGAUGUCUGCAGUUGGGUCGGUGCUCGGAAGGAGAUUGUAACUGGCAGUUGUCCGAGAGGAUGGAGAGAUUGCUGUACAAAUUUGGAUUGGUAGUCAAGAGAGUUGGGUUUUCGGUUGUUUUUGGAAUUUUAGGGGUUUUGUCGUAGCAGUUUUUUUUUGGAGCGUAGCUGAGCUCGAGAAAUUUAGGGGAGGGGUCAACGAGGCAGGUUUGCGACGAAGAACUGUCGGAAACCUAGCUAUGAUGCUGCUGCGGUAAGCGAAGCUGAAGUUGGUGAUGUGGCGAGGGUUGCGAGGUCGAGAGGUCGGGGCCACGCGCCCGCGGUCCCUCGCAACGCAUGUGCGGGCCGAUCGGGUUCGCCAAAUCAAUCUGUCGGGCCACAAGGAAAUUGUGAGCGCUCACAAUAGCGGGAUUAAUAGCCUGCAGAUUGACUGCACAGAAGCGCGCUAUUUGCUUGCAGGGGCUGCGGAUGGUUCCGUUGGUGUGUACGACACACAGCAACCCACUUUUAUGGAUUCUGCUAUUAAGGUUGCUAAGCAUGAAGCCCUCUUUACGGUGGAUAAGUCUGUCCCUCAGGGACACAUCUACUCAGUGACAUGUGUUCAGUGGUAUCCUGUUGACACGGGGCUCUUCGUCACCGGAUCCUUUGAUAAGAAAAUCAAUCUAUGGGACACUAACACUCACCAGGUAGAGCUUCAGUUUGAAAUGCCGGAGAAGGUACAUGCAAUUGCAAUGUCAUCCAUUGCAGCAACACACAUGCUGGUAGCUGCUGGAACCGAGGACGUAAGGAUACGACUAUGUGAUCUGGCUUCUGGAGCGUGCACCCAUACUCUGUCUGGACAUAGAGAUGGAGUGUGGGCAUUGCAGUGGUCUGCCACCAGUGAGUGGGUGCUUUAUUCCGGGGGAUGUGAUGGAGCUAUCCGGUUUUGGGAUAUUCGCCGGGCUGGUUGCUUUCAGGUUCUUGACCAGAAUCGUUCACAGAUUGAAAGAAGGUCCAAUGUGACAAGUAGCACUCAAAGGCAAGAGCUGGCAUCAGCUCCAGUGGGCAGCAGUUCUACCUCAGAGAUGCAGCGGCCAGUGGCCAAACGGACCAAGCCGAGCACAGUAUCAAAACCUAGUAAGAUUGCUAAAAUUAAGGAUCCUGGAGUUCGAAGAUCACAUCCAGGAAUGACAUUGGCUAAUGAUCGGUCAACAGCCCACCAUGGCUCAGUCACAGCUCUGCAAACUUCGGACGAUGGGUUGAAUCUCUUCAGUGCUGGCACAGAUUCAAGAGUGCGCCUGUGGGAUAUAGAAUCAGGUCGCAACACACUAGUUAACUAUGAGGCCACUAAGAUAAGAACCCAUCAAGGAACUCAACUGGCUGUGUCUAUGGAUUCUUCCCUCUUGUUUGUUCCGUCGGCUCAUUCACUCCAGACUUAUGAUGUCUGGAGUGGUCGCAUGCACUCCAAACUAGUUGGACAUUAUGGUAAUGUGAACUGUUGUGCGUUCCUUGCGGAGGAUCAGGAGCUUUACACUGGUAGCAGUGAUCGUCAGAUCCUCGUUUGGUCUCCUCCGAAGAGUGUUACUGUCGAGGAUCAGGAAGAGGUUCCGAAAGCUGGUGUUGCUGCCGUAUGCGAAGAUGAAGAUGCUUGGAGUGAUUAACACGCUUAAACGUAUGGAUUUUGAUCUUCAAAGCAAUAUUUCUAGGGAAUGUAAAACAUCAGCAGAAUUUUAGAGUAGGUAUUUGACGUUUCCUGCCAGGUAAUGUUUAGUAAAACACCAACGGGUAUUCAAACUUCCUGGAAUCUCUUCAUAGUUGAAACUCAGAAAAAGCAUGAUAAGUACUCAGAA
This is a messenger RNA of Physcomitrium patens, 2174 nucleotides long. Its product is annotated as WD repeat-containing protein ATCSA-1. Gene Ontology annotation, biological process: protein polyubiquitination; transcription-coupled nucleotide-excision repair; proteasome-mediated ubiquitin-dependent protein catabolic process. The record is from RefSeq and is a predicted model, not a curated record. Gene Ontology annotation, molecular function: protein binding. Lineage: Eukaryota; Viridiplantae; Streptophyta; Bryopsida; Funariales; Funariaceae. Gene Ontology annotation, cellular component: Cul4A-RING E3 ubiquitin ligase complex; nucleotide-excision repair complex.